Messenger RNA from Rhinolophus ferrumequinum (greater horseshoe bat), 5717 nucleotides. RefSeq names its product transmembrane protein 215 (gene TMEM215). Bases 717 to 1424 code for a protein of 235 amino acids. The record is from RefSeq and is a predicted model, not a curated record. NCBI's taxonomy places the organism in Eukaryota, Metazoa, Chordata, Mammalia, Chiroptera, Rhinolophidae. The transcript is spliced from 2 exons.
CAUAUUUGUAACUAAACAGGGGUCCAGGUCGCUGAGCGACGUCUCCAACUGGCACCUCUGGUCCUCGGACCCCGGACGCAAGUCCAGGUUGCCCAGUGGGCAAAUCGACCCCAGUUCCGGUCUCCUGUCAGUGGCAAGCUCGCACCCCAGACCCUCCCCAGGCACGGAAGUGGGUCCCGCCGCCCUGCUGAGCCCUCCUGGGCAGCGGCGGAAUGAACUCCGGCUGCUCCAAGCAGCCCGACUGGACCCUAGGCAGCCUCGUCCGCCUGGGUGGCCUCUCCCUGGGGUCUGUCCUCCUCGCGCCCCCACGCGUCCUUCUUUGUUUAUGAGCUCGCUCUGAAAGUGAUGUAACGAGGACAAGCUCACGCGCUGCUUUCCCUCCUUCCCAGACUAAGUCCUUCCUCCCUCCAACACCAGGCUAUCCGCGCACAGAUGCCGGCGCCGCCGCUCAGCUUCCAGAGCCUGGGGACGGCGACGGGCACUGUUGAGAAAGACACGCUCCCACGUCCCAUCUCCUGGAUGCAGAGUCAGUGGGAAAAGCCAGGCAUUCCUUCCAGAAACAAGGGAAAGAGUCGAGGGGACAGCUGCUGUGGAGGUUUCUAAGGAGACUCAGACCGGCUUCUUUCUCUGCUCCCAGGAGACCGCAGGAAACCUAAGGGAAGAGAGGAAAGCUGAUCCCUGGCCAGCAAGAAGCCCCAACCUGGAUGGAAUGAAAGAUGCGGCCCGAUGACAUUAACCCGAGGACUGGACUGGUGGUGGCCCUGGUCAGUGUCUUCCUGGUCUUUGGAUUCAUGUUCACCGUCUCAGGAAUGAAAGGAGAGACUCUGGGAAAUAUCCCCCUCCUGGCCAUCGGGCCAGCCAUCUGCCUACCAGGCAUCGCGGCCAUUGCCCUGGCCAGGAAAACCGAGGGGUGCACCAAGUGGCCUGAAAAUGAGCUACUAUGGGCCCGAAAGCUGCCCUGCUUCCGGAAACCCAAGGACAAGGAGGUGGUGGAACUGCUGAGGACCCCUUCGGACCUGGAGUCAGGCAAGGGAAGCUCAGAUGAGCUGGCUAAGAAGGCAGGCCUCAGGGGGAAGCCUCCCCCCCAAGGGCAGGCUGAGGUGCCGACGGCCAGCUCUAUCACCAUCCCUAGCCCCACGGAAGAAGGAGAAUGCCAGAGCCUGGUCCCCAGCGGGCAUCAGGAGGAGACAUCCAGAUACCUGGACGGCUACUGUCCCUCAGGCAGUUCCCUUGUCUACAGUGCCUUGGAUGCCAAGUGCUCAGCCUGGGACAGGUCUGAGUGCCCCGAGCCUGAGGACAGCAUCUUCUUUGUGCCCCAGGACAGUAUCAUCGUUUGCUCCUACAAGCAGAACAGUCCCUAUGACAGAUACUGUUGUUAUAUCAAUCAGAGCCAAGGCAGGUGGGACCACGAGACGAUAGUCUAAGCAUUGCAUACAAGGGUCGCUGUGUUGACAGAAACAUGACUACACUCAGCUGCCAGCAGAAGGAAACUGCCCUGCUCCAACAGUCUUCACACUGUUAGAAAGUGACCUGGUAUGUGAUGGGUGUGCAAACCUCCAGUGCCUGAGAGCCAUGUAAAUAGGCAUGUUGGGGACACAUUUUAGAGAAGGGUGAUGAAGGUUAAGGAUGCUCGAAGAGGCAGUAGGUAGGCAGUAAUAAUUAUUAAAUUAUUUAAUAAUUUAACUAUGUUGGAUGGUCUGUAAAUAACCCAAAAAGUGCUACUCAGUACCUGCUGAAAGCAAGAGAAAUCUUACGUGGGCUGCAGAUACCAAGCAUGAAAUGACACAUGGGCAGCUCAUAUCGGGACACUGAGCUGCUUUAGGUCUGAAAAAAUUGAGAGAAAAGAACAACUUAAUGCUUCAUCAAAUGAAACAAUUUUUAUCUGUUGAAAGCUUUUAACACUUAGUAUUUGCUGAAAGAAAAAAAAUCAAGAUAGAAUAGCUACAUUCUUUCGUAGAUGGGAUGAUUUUUGGAGAAAGGGGAGUUAAAGACAGUUGAAUUAUGUCAUUAAGUUUUAUGAUAUUAUCCUUUGACAAGAUCAGGAAUUUCAAAUGAAGUAAAAUAAGUGUGACCAGCUAAGUGAAAAACUAACAUUUUUAGAUGGCUAUGUGACUUCUUAAACUCUUCAUUUAAAGUGACUUAUUGGAUCUUUAUCUGAAGUGAUUUCUAACAUUUACUCUCAUUCAUGUAUAAUUUCCUCAUCAGGUGCAAAAUGACUUGAUGUAAUAUUUUCAUAGGUUAGAAUUUGUUUUCAUCAAGUCAAAAUGGAUUUUACAUAUGUAUACAAGUGUCUUUAACAUUUUUGAGAGACAUAUACUGGUAUUUACUAUUUCUAUAUGCCUUUUACAAUCUGAAGACUAUGAAGUCAACACAUUGAACUUUAUGCAGAAUUUAUAUGAAAUGCAGUGGUUAGAUUCCUGGAAAUGUCAUUAUUUGUACAUUUGUUCCAAAUUCCCAAGACUGUAAAUGUAAAGGAAACAAGGGUUAAUCUACUAGAUUUAACUAAAGCCCAGUUUUUAUUAAGUUCACCUGAUCAAUGAACAUUACAUGACAAAGAUCUGUUUUACUUCUUACUUAAUUUUUUUGCUGCUGACGAAAAAAAUCACAAUGGGAUCCUAAAAUGUAUUUCCUAUUUCAUUUGCUCAAUUGUAAUAGAUAAGAGGUCAAUCAUCCAGAAUACUAUUUGCUCCCUAUUGAAGAGAAAUAUUGACUAAUAUAUAAAAAUAGUGGUAUAUUUUAUCUUGAAGAUUAGAAUAAUUUUGCAUCCUUCAAAGAAUGAUGCUUAAUGUUUAAUGAUCAGAUAGCUUCAGUCACUUUUUGCAAAAAGGGGAGUUAAGGACAAAAAUUUGGGGUAUGCCUCUUUUGUGAGUUUCAGGUUCAACUGUAAUUCUUUAAGUGUAUCAAUUAUUCUGUCUUAAGAAUCAUACCCUUAAAAAAAUCACAAUUUUCAAAUCAAGUUCAACAUCAAAAGUAUGUAAUUGCUUUUUAGUAGGGCUUAAAUGUCAGAAAAUGAGAUUUGUGAUCCUAGGCAAAUUUUAUCUUCUUACACUUCAGUUCCUUGAAAAGGGAGGGGUAGGACUGGCUUACACUAGAUUAUCUCUACCAUUUGUUCCCUGUAUGAAUAUUCUAUGGCAUUAUGUCAAAGGCAUUUUAUAUAUUGCGAGGAAAUGAGUUACAGCAAAAUGCAGGCCAAAGUUAUGCAAUUCAUGAUAACAGUUAUGUGACAUGGAUUGAAUUCUUGCUUCUACUAAAAAGAAUUUUGUAGAUGUAUGAAAGCAGAUUUGUUUUAUUACCAAAUAUUAUUUAUUCAGCAAAAUACAUUUCUGGGAACAAAAUGGUGUUUACUAUUUCUGUUAAGAGUAAAAUAUUUUUGAGGAGAAAUUUUUUCAGUAUUGGUAUAGCUUUAAAUAAUCUAAUGCAUACCCUUAAACUAAAUGUAAUUUACUUUGGAUUUGGUGUGGAAGAAAAAUAGUUUCCUAAAAAUCAUAAUGCCUCUUAAUAAUUCUAUUGCAUUUUGAAAGAGGGAAAUCAUAUUUCUAUGAAGGUGAAAAUUAUUGAAUAACUCUUAGGAAUAAAAACUUCCUCAAGUUUGUUUGCAACUGUGGAUAGCUUUAGAGGUAGGAGAUAGCAAGAUAUCAGAGACCCAGAUUUGCUGAGUGCAAAUCUUACACCAGGUCUGAAAAGAGAUGCUUGUGUGGUUUGGGGUUUGGAAAAGUUACUUUCUGAUUUCUUAGAACCAGCUCAAAUUCCUUCAUAGCCUUCUCUCUUUCUCUCUCUCUCUCUCUCUCUCUCUCUCUCUCUCUCUCUCUCUCUCUCUCUCCAAUUUCCAAAUCCAAAGUCAACUACUAGUUUAGAGACAAGGUAUUUUCUCACAUUUUCAAGAUAUUUCAGAAGCAACCCCCUUCAAGUUUCUUCUUUCAUCCAUCUACUUAAGAUAUUUAAGGUAUUUAAGGCAUUUGAGGAAAUUUUCUGCAGUGCUAAAAUAAUGGUUUGCAAAUGUUGAGCUGGGAGGCUUAACUUUGUUUGACUAGGAAGAAUAAAACAUGUGAUGGUGUGUAGGAAAUCGUCUGAACAUCUUACAUAAAGCAACCCCCUCCUAAUAUGGAGCAAGCUAGCCUAGCGCCCCAAAUCAACACUUGUGAAGUACCACUCAGAAUUCCAUUCACUCAGAAUAAAAUAGUCGCCCUUUUGAACAGAAGAAAGAGAGCAAACUGAGCCUAUUAGAGGCGAAUAGAGCAGUUGAUUCCAAUCAACAGUUUUAGCAAAUGGUUAAUAGUAACAUAAUAGAUAGGAUGUUUGCUCCUGUCUAUCCGUCAAGAGUUAUCCUUCAAGAUCUUUCAGAUAGACAUAAGUUUAAGUAGCCAUUACUUGUUUUUUAUUUGCUGUUAAUCCAGUCAAUUCAACUUGAUUUUAAAUAGGCAUUUGAUUUUUGAAAUUUUCUCUGUUGAAUUUCUCUUGUUCGAUAUUCCUGUUUAUUAUGCACAUGUUGUUUUUUUUUCCUAAACUGUCUCUUGAUUCCAAAGUGUGAAUUCUGCCAAGAUACCCAAGCUGGAGCAUAUUUAGAUAACUGUUUCAAUACUUAGUUUCUAUUACAAUUAUCAUGGUAAACAGAAUCCAGACAUAGUUAAAUUCAGGCUCUCUUUCAAACCCUACUAACCAACUCCUUUGAAAAUGCUCUCAAUACAAUGGAUCUUAAUAUCCACUGAGCUGGCAAGAGUAGAAAAGAAAGAUUUCUUUUAAAUGUGUUUCGCUUUGUAAUAUCCAAUUUCUAUUUGUUUGUUACUAUCUCCCUUCUGUACCUACAGCAUCAUUUAUUUGGUGAAUUCACUGUUACUCUUCUAUUCUAACACUAAAGAAAAUAUUUUUGAAAAUCCACAGUCCACUAUUCUAACAGAACUACUGUAUUUCCAUUUCAGGAUAUUAUCUUCCAGGCUUCCUCCACCUUAUAUAUUAUAAUCACGUGUUUUUCUUUUCUCUUGUAAUUAUUUCCUAGUAUGUUUUCAUGUUUUUAUGUAGUAUUCUUAAUUAUCAUUUAACAAUUAUGUAAUAUGCUAUUUUAGUGAUGUACCAUAAUUAUCAUACCAUACCUUAUUAUUAGCCAGGUAUUGUGUUUUAUGAAUGGUUUCGUGUUUUUUCUUUUUUCUAUUUUUGGUAACAUGGCUACAACAUUUGUCAUUUGCCCAUAGAAGUGGAAAUUUACAACUGAAAAUCUGUCUCUUUAUAGAUGAGAGUUAGGGGGCAGAAAUGGAUCAAAUACUCAAUAUUGUUGGUUUUCUCUUUACUCAUGCAAGACGUAGGGUAAGAGACAAAAUAAUGCUUCUUUGAAAAAGUCCCCCAUUGGGACCAGAGACAGUAUUUUUAAGAGUAAGAUGAGACAUUUCCCCAGUAAAAUGCCACUAGUGUGUAUCUCAAAAUCAGAUUACAGUGGUGUCAAUCUUCAAGAGCAUAAUGAAAAACAAGCAAAUGAAAAACAGUAGAUAAUAAUAAUUACUUUGUACUAUUUCAAAAGCAUUUUCUUAAAAUAUCCCAUCAUACAUUUUAUAAUAUAUUUAAUAUGUAUGUAUAUUGUUAUCUGUUAGUGACUUACCUAUGAACUGGAAUUUCAGGAAUUCAGUAGAUUCUACCCAUGAGCUUUGUAUAUGUUUCAGUUCCUCACUGGAAAAAUUAAACUGACGAUAGAGCUGUGGAAACAUGCUUGGCUCAACCAAAUAUCUCAA